This is a messenger RNA of Ruditapes philippinarum (Manila clam), 3774 nucleotides long. Its product is annotated as bone morphogenetic protein 10-like. Gene Ontology annotation, cellular component: extracellular region. Gene Ontology annotation, biological process: BMP signaling pathway; SMAD protein signal transduction. The record is from RefSeq and is a predicted model, not a curated record. The transcript has 3 exons. Bases 531 to 1853 code for a protein of 440 amino acids. Gene Ontology annotation, molecular function: cytokine activity; growth factor activity. NCBI's taxonomy places the organism in Eukaryota, Metazoa, Mollusca, Bivalvia, Venerida, Veneridae.
UCCUCAGGACACCAUCUGGCGAUCAAUACCUUGUUAAACUAUUUAGUCAUUCUCUUAAACAUCCUUGUUUAUUGCAUACAAGAAUGCCGCUUGGUUUAAAAACACUUCAUAAAGGAUAUUUUACCUAAGCUGCAGCAUUUUCACGCGAAGCGAUUAAAUUGAUGAAGAUAUAUUUUUUGCUGUUAUGUUAUAUCAUUCUUUUUUAUUUUGGUUAACAAGACAAAAAUUAGAUAUUUCACAUGCAAGCAAACAGGUGGUUCGAAUUCAAAGAUAGUUUUGUGGUGUUAGAUGUAUUCCAACAUCUUAUUAUCUAUAUUUUAGGGUGGAAAUGAUAUGUUUCAGAGGCAACAACAUAUUUGUCAAACUAGUCUGCUAGUGCAACUUGUUCAGUAUCACGUAAUGUGCUUUAGCCUGGAAUAAAGGUGUUCAUGCCAUAUAUAUACAGGGGCUUUGGAUUUUCUUUGACAAUAUCAUGAUUCAUUUAACACAGCUGGGAUGUUUUAUAUUGCUUUUUGUAACCAAACUUGGCUAUGCAUCACCUUUUACUUAUUUUUGGAUUACGUUUCUUAAUUCUCAGUAAAGUGCUUUGGGCUCGACCAGUAAUGUUGAACCUGAAUAGCGGAUCGGGAUUUAAUCUUGAACUUGAAAGUGCCGAAGAUUUUAGUGAGACUACAGACAUAGAUAGUUGGAUGAAUGACAAUGUAAGAAUAUCAAAAUUUAUUGGAAAUAGACUUUACGAAGAAAAUAUUUCAGGUUUCCGUCCUACGUUGGCAGGUACGGGAAAUCGAGCAAUGAUAAAUAUGUCUUUAACACCGGAAUAUAUGUUGGAAUUAUAUGAUAAAUUAUCCAAAGGAUCACCGGCCGCACAUUCGUCCAACAUUGUACGAAGCUUUAAAAACAUACCUCAACAUGAACAAAAAUCUUCGGGAACUCCAGUGAAUUUCCGUAACUAUAGAGUACAUUCCCUGGUGUUUGAUAUAUCGGCACUUGACCGCUCAGAAAGUAUCAACUCAGCUGAAUUAAGACUGUAUACUUUGAUAACACGUGACCAACAAUCUUAUAUGGGGGUCAAUAGAGUCGUUUCAAUUUAUGAAAUCGUAGAUAUAGGACAACCGGUUGACGCUGACCAAAUAAAAUACAGAUUCAUUACCUCAAAAUAUAUUUAUGGUGUUGAAAAUUCAUGGGAAAGUUUCGAUGUAACAGAAGUUUUGAAAAGUUCUUUGCAGCUGGGACUUAAAAUAGAACGUUUAGAAGUACGUAUUCAAACAGUGUUUAUGGAUUCAGGAAGAGACAAUAUGGAUAUCAAUGCGAAUCCUAAUGACAUAAAACAACCUCUUCUUGUUGUUUAUUCAAACGAUAAGUCCAUUGAACAUGAACAUGACGUUGAAACACACGAACUUCUCUUGCAUGGCCUUGACUCAAAUGUUAACAAUAAAGGCACAACUCAUGCUGGGAGAGAAAUUGAAAGUAGGUACGUUUACAAUGGACAACAAGUCUCACACUCAAGAUCAAAGAGAAGCAGAGGUUCAAAAUCGUCUUUUUGCAAACGACGUCCACUGUUUGUUAAUUUUGAGGACAUAGGGUGGCACACUUGGAUAAUCGCACCAAGAGGUUUUCAAGCAUACCAAUGCGCGGGAAAAUGUACAUUUCCACUCAGUGAACACUGGUCGCCUUCCAAACACGCAGUAAUACAAACACUUAUGCACAGCUACCAUCCAAAACGUGCGGCAAGAUCGUGUUGUGUCCCGACCAAACUUGACCCAAUUUCAAUCCUCUACAUCGAUGAACAAGGUGUUGUUACCUAUAAAUAUAGGUAUGAUGGUAUGGUCGUUGCCUCGUGUGGAUGUCAGUGAUACGACUUCGGGACUAUUUAUUCGAGCGGAUUUGUGCAAUAGAUUUUUUCUUUAUUUUCUCCAUUUCUUGACAAAAUUCAGAUGCAGCUGUUAUAAAUAAAACAAAUAUAUAAGAGAAGGGGUGUAUUUUACCGUAUCACAGUGUUUGUGUGUAAUUUUACACAUUUACGAUACAAAUGUUUAUAAAUAUCAAAAACUGUUUGUUCUAUAACUAUAACUUGCAUUAUUGUUUGUAAUUACAUCACGAUCUUCGGAUUAGACAGAACUCUAAAUGAUUAAAUGCAAUUUGCAUUUUGUUCAGUUAAGAGUAUACUGUAAAUUAUAUAAUGUUUUCAAAGAAAAUAAAGAUUUCAAGUUUUGUAAAAAUAGUUAUCCUGAAAAAAAGGGUUCAAAACACACCAUCAAGAGAGAAUUUUAAAUACAAUGUUCCAAGAAUGAAUAAGUAUUUAACGUUGAUCUUUUACAUUUCUAAUAUUCAUUUUGCCUGUCAGAGUUCAUACCUGAGUGCACGCAGUGCCGAAUAAUAGCCAGACAUUACCAAGUCUCAUUGUUUUAUAAUACGAAGUUAUUUAUAACGAUUUAUAAAAACGAAAAUUACAUUUCAUUCAAAUUUUUGCGUAUACACUGAACAAUAAGAUUACAUUUUGUCAAAUUGGCUAACAUAAGGGAUAUACAUAUGUACGUGUUUCUCUAGAUAAAACUCAAUUUAAAGCUCUUAGCCAUUAAAACACCGUAAUCAGCUCCAACUGUUCCACUGAAGUCCAAAAUCCUAAGGCCAUUACACUUGAAAACUUUACAAAGAUAAACUGUGGCACUGAAAAAGGACUAUUUUUUUUUUGUUUAACGGACUAUAAUGUAUUGCAUUGAUUGAGUUAUUAUUUAAUACUGUUUCUUUUCUAAAAAAUUAAUUACAUGUUUUGAUACAAGAUGAAAGAUUGCUUUUAUCUUAAAAGUAGAAUGUACAUAAACGAGAGUUAUUUGAAAUAUUUGUCAACAGCUCUUCCUUGAUAUUACCACCUUUAACACGGUAAGCUUAUGUAAAUUAAUUUUAAUGGUUCUAUUUUAGCCUCAUCAAUAUUUUUAUUUAUAAUAAUCUAUUUUAAAUAACAAAUUUACUUUGUCUAAACCAUUGGCAAAAGCCAAAAUUUCACGCACUGAAUAAACAUUAUAAUUAUAUGUGUUGCCUUUGUUGAUGUUUGAUAUACUCGUUUGCUAUUUAAAAGUAAAGUAGUUCUUAAGAUAUGUUUGAUAUCCUCAGUUCUUGUUUAAAACAACUGUGUAUAAUUACUCAUUGAAAAUGAAAAAAGUUUAGUCUGUGAUUAUGACAUUUUAAGUGCAAAGUGCAUGUUUAUAAAAUUAACGUCAAUCAGAGUCAACAGGAUUGUAUUUUUUGUCGGCUAAUGUUUAAGAUGUUUUUAGCUUUUUCGUAAUACAGUUGGUUAUUUCAUGGUUUAUUUAUAAAUGUUGAAAGCGAAUUAUGUUGUCGUAUAAAAUAUCAUUAUAAACAGGCCACAAAACGUUUGAAGAAAUAGAUAAAACUUGUUAAACCUCCAACGAUUAUCGUGCAUGAUAUAUAUCACGUACCUCAAAAUAGAAAUGACUUCUAGUACAUACGAAGCCAAUGGAACAAUGAUUUAUUAUUUUAUGAAAAUCCAUCUCAUCAACAAAACGAGUAAAUCUAAUGUUUAAUACAUAUGUCAUGAUUGAAUUGUUAUUUAAUAACAUUAAAAUUUAAUUUCUUUGAUAUUCAUCACAUGUGGCUCUAGAGAAAAAAUAUUUAAAAAAAACCCAAACAUUAUCCUUACUUUUUCAAAUCAGACGUUGCUUAAAUCAUAGCAAUAAAUGUUCCAAAAGAUGUAAAUACUAAACAGUUUUGUACUUUUUAGUGAAUAGAAGAAAUAAAUGGUAACACGAUCUCUAU